Messenger RNA from Myotis brandtii (Brandt's bat), 810 nucleotides. It is a transcript of the gene SOX1, whose product is annotated as SRY (sex determining region Y)-box 1. Gene Ontology annotation, molecular function: DNA-binding transcription factor activity, RNA polymerase II-specific; RNA polymerase II cis-regulatory region sequence-specific DNA binding. Lineage: Eukaryota; Metazoa; Chordata; Mammalia; Chiroptera; Vespertilionidae. Gene Ontology annotation, biological process: negative regulation of transcription by RNA polymerase II; morphogenesis of an epithelium. Gene Ontology annotation, cellular component: nucleus. The transcript has 4 exons. The coding region runs from base 1 to 810 and encodes 269 amino acids. The record is from RefSeq and is a predicted model, not a curated record.
AUGACGCUCUUCAAUCUUUGUGCCCGGAUGCAAGUUUUGGAAGUUCUUAAGCAGUUUGUGGAAGAUGCUCUCCAGAAGAUCGUGGGCUACCUCGUUCUUUUCCCCGUGUGCAUCCGCGAGGCCGUCAGCCAGGUGCUCAAGGGCUACGACUGGACGCUGGUGCCCAUGCCCGUGCGCGUCAACGGCUCCAGCAAGAACAAGCCGCGGGUCAAGCGGCCCAUGAACGCCUUCAUGGUGUGGUCCCGAGGGCAGCGGCGCAAGAUGGCCCAGGAGAACCCCAAGAUGCACAACUCGGAAAUCAGCAAGCGCCUGGGCGCCGAGUGGAAGGUUAUGUCCGAGGCCGAAAAGAGGCCGUUCAUCGACGAGGCUAAGCGGCUGCGCGCCCUGCACAUGAAGGAGCACCCGGAUUACAAGUACCGGCCGCGCCGCCAGCGCACGCGGCGCGCCGCCCAGCUAGAAGUUGCAUCCCCGGAGUUGGAGGCCGCCGAGGACCGAGUGCAGCAGGAAGGAGACAGCGCAGGGCGACAGCGGCCGACGAGGAGGAGAGGAGAGUCCCGGAUCGGGGCCCGCGCAUCAUUCUCGUCCCCCAAAGUGGAGCUGCAACUUGGCCACGAUUGCACCUGUUUGCACUGCUCAGCCGAGAGCGACCCUGCAGCUGCUGCGGCGGCGAGGACAGCGACCCCGGUCAUCACCCUCUUUGGCAAGUGGUUUGUGCACCAGGAGAAACUUUCCACCUGUGAGCGGACCGGCGCUGACCCCCUGGCCGUCUAUGCUCCAGGCCCUCUCUGCGUGGUGCCGGUGAACCCGUGA